AUGCAGGAAUUUCGCUUGACAGCGGCCUUGGUCGCCUGUCUUACCUUGCUCCCAGCUUUUACCUCUGCGUUCUGGCGUCUUCCCUGCCGCGGUCGAACUGGUGUCGCCCGGCUGGACCCUAUCGUUGAUCCCGGCGAGAUCUCUUCUCAUGUGCAUGCCGUUCAUGGCGGAGGAAACUUCGGCAUGAAUUCGAACAUGCAGACGCUGCGCGAGUCCAGCUGCACGUCCUGCGCUGUGACGCAGGACAUGUCUGCAUACUGGACCCCCGCGCUUUAUUUUAUGCACACGAACGGCAGUGCUGAACUGGUCGAGGAAGUUGGAGGCAUGCUUGCCUACUACCUCCUGUACGGAGAGGAUGUUACCGCGUUCCCCAACGGCUUCCGUAUGCUCGCCGGCGACCCCUUACAGCGAAACUUCACCUGGCCAGUUCCCGAUCCUCCCAAGUCCUCGUGGUCCGGCGCUCAGGUCUCCCAGAAGGCACUUCGCCAGAAGGCCUUGGGCUUCAACUGUCUCGACUACGCCGGUACCGCCGAAGCCUCGCUCUAUCGCCACUUCAUGCCGAACAAGACUUUCCUCGACGCGAACUGCCCGGAUGGCCUCCGUCUGGAACUGAUGUUCCCUUCGUGCUGGAAUGGAAAGGAUGUCGAUUCGGAUGAUCACAAGUCUCACGUUGCCUACCCCGACCUCGUUAUCACGGGUACCUGCCCCGAGGGAUAUGAGACGCGCCUGGUUUCGCUAUUCUAUGAGACAAUUUGGAACACUUAUGCCUUCAAGGAUGUUGAUGGGUACUUCGCUCUGGCUAAUGGAGAUCCCACUGGAUAUGGAUACCACGGUGACUUUAUGCACGGCUGGGAAGAUGGCGUGCUGCAACAGGCUAUUGACACUUGCACAAGUGAUUCGGGUGAGGUGAGCGCUUGCAGUGUCUUCGAUCUUCAAAGUGAGACCAAGCAGCGUGAGUGCACGUUCGACAUGCCUUCCACGCUUGCAAACGAAGACGUCCAAAUGCAUGCGGAUGGUCUGCCUGGUCCCAUGGGAAUCCAGUGGGGUCCAGCCUAUGCCAGUAUGUCCAUGGGCUCUUCCUCUUCUUCCACUUCAGCCAUCAGUAGCGUGCCAACUACCUCCGUCGACUCCGUCUCUAUCGGUGUUUCUAUUGAAAUUGGAAACGUGCUCAACCAUGCUGAAGCUACCACCACUACUUCAACCACCUCUACGUCAUCGCCUACACCCACUCCUACCACCUCGAUUCAUGUCGAUCAAUACACCGAGGAAAUCGUCUACCUGCAGCAGGAUGUCAUUGUCAUGGUUGGCGAGGGCGGCAUCCCAUACGCCACCAGCACUGGCACCCAACGCACCGUAUCCACCGCAAUCACAACCGCCACCCAGACUUCCACCGUUGUAUCCUAUGUUGAGAAGCGAGACAGCGCUCCCGCUGAACCUGAGCAACGGGAUCCCAGUGCCGAAAAGGCCCUCCGACAGGCUCAUAACCGUCAUCGCCACUCGCACAAGAGACAUGGUCACUAA
Penicillium subrubescens is the source of this 1521-nucleotide messenger RNA. Its product is annotated as DUF1996 domain-containing protein. The record is from RefSeq and is a predicted model, not a curated record. Bases 1 to 1521 code for a protein of 506 amino acids. Lineage: Eukaryota; Fungi; Ascomycota; Eurotiomycetes; Eurotiales; Aspergillaceae. The transcript is spliced from 3 exons.